Messenger RNA from Trichoderma virens Gv29-8, 762 nucleotides. RefSeq lists its product as uncharacterized. The transcript is spliced from 4 exons. NCBI's taxonomy places the organism in Eukaryota, Fungi, Ascomycota, Sordariomycetes, Hypocreales, Hypocreaceae. The coding region runs from base 1 to 762 and encodes 253 amino acids. The record is from RefSeq and is a predicted model, not a curated record.
AUGGCCCCCAUGAAGUUGCACUCGCGCGUACUGGCCAUAAGCGAGCAAGCAUGGAAGCAGGCAAACGAGGUUCGGUUCCUCGAUUGUCAGAAUCGAGGGAGACUGGCCGGCACAGUGCUUUACUAUGUACCUUUGCUGCAUGUGAUGGCAUCUCUACUCUUGCAUCACAACGCCAAUGCCCGUCUUGAAACCGUCGACGCCGCGUCUCAGAUGGCACGCACUAAUUCCAGGUUCUAUGCACUCAAUGCAGCCCGACGAGGUUUGAGAAUGACGUCUGGCUCUCUUCUAGCACGAGUGCUCAUACUCGUACUUGCACGGGCACAGGUGCUUGGCAUCGCAACCGAGAGCGCCAUGGAAUUCGAGACUGGCCCUCCCUCGAUGGAGGGCACCUACGAGUACUACAGUACAGCACACACUGACGGCUCUGAAACGCACCAUUUGCCUGUCACCUUGUCUGGAGUAGCAUGGGUGAGGCGCCAGGGGCAUGUGGGGCCCGGCCCAGAUGAUUUUGCCUAUCUGCUGCGAACGGAGCUUUGUGCGGAGGAUAACACAAAAGCUGUAUCGAUGCAGCCCCCUUGGCGUCGCGGUUGGGGAUCACCAUGCAGAGUUGCUGCGUACGGAAUGCAGGCUCAUCAGAAAGCCCGGCGGCGCGGAGCCCCUUUCCAGCAGAUGGAGACGCUCUGUUCCGGAGCUUUUGCAAAACUGUCUAUUGAAAAUGAUGAGCGCCAGCCAGAACUGCUAGCCACUGCCUCCCUUGCGUAA